This is a messenger RNA of Chanos chanos (milkfish), 2284 nucleotides long. RefSeq names its product DNA polymerase eta-like. Gene Ontology annotation, molecular function: DNA-directed DNA polymerase activity; damaged DNA binding. The transcript is spliced from 10 exons. Lineage: Eukaryota; Metazoa; Chordata; Actinopteri; Gonorynchiformes; Chanidae. Gene Ontology annotation, cellular component: site of double-strand break; replication fork; nucleus. The record is from RefSeq and is a predicted model, not a curated record. Bases 1 to 2151 code for a protein of 716 amino acids. Gene Ontology annotation, biological process: error-prone translesion synthesis; response to radiation.
AUGGAAUAUGGUACAGAGAGAGUGGUUGCGCUGGUAGACAUGGACUGCUUUUAUGUUCAAGUAGAGCAGCGGAUCAACCCACAGCUGAAGAACAAACCAUGCGUCGUGGCUCAGUACAAGACUUGGAAGGGGGGCAGCAUAAUUGCGGUGAGUUAUGAGGCUCGGGCAUACGGUGUCACGAGGAACAUGAAGGCAGAUGACGCCAAGAAGUUGUGUUAUGACCUCCAGGUAGCCAGAGUGAGAGAAUCACACGGGAAGGCAGAUCUCACACAUUAUAGGGAAGCUAGUGUGGAGGUGAUUGAGGUGAUGUCUCGCUUUGCUGUGAUUGAGAGGGCCAGUAUUGAUGAAGCCUACAUGGAUCUCAGUGCCAGCGUACAGCAGAGACUGAAGAAUAUGGCAGAACUGAGGGUUGAACCUCACCUACUGAAAGCCACUUAUGUUCAGGGGUAUCCCCAAAUCUGCACCUAUGAAGAGGGGAACGCUGGAGCUGCAGAUAAAGAGGAGCAGCGGUCUCAGGGUCUGCAGGAGUGGUUGUCCUCCUUGACCCUCUCUGCAGACUGUGCAGAGCUGCAGUUGGCAGUAGGAGCUGUGAUUGUGGAGGAGAUGAGGGCAGCGGUGGAGAGGGAAACCGGUUUCCGCUGCUCUGCAGGGAUCUCACACAACAAGGUUUUGGCUAAGCUUGCGUGUGGUCUGAACAAACCCAAUCGUCAGACUGUUCUGCCAUUAGGCUCAGUUCCUCAGCUCUUCAGCUCUCUCCCCAUCAGCAAAAUCCGUAACCUGGGAGGGAAACUUGGAGCCUCCAUCACUGAGACCUUGGGGGUGGAGAACAUUGGAGAUCUGACACAAUUCACUAAAGGCCAGUUGGAGCAGCACUUUGGAGAAAAGACCGGUCAUUGGCUGUUUGACCUGUGUCGUGGUGUAGAGUUUGAGCCUGUAAAAGCUCGUCAACUCCCCAAAUCUAUCGGCUGCAGCAAAAACUUUCCCGGAAAGUCAGCCUUGGCUACUAAAGAGCAGGUUCAGUACUGGCUCCAUCAGCUUGCUCUGGAACUAGAGGAGAGACUUAUUAAGGAUCGAGAGAUGAAUGACAGAGUGGCGAAACUAUUGACAGUUGGCAUCCGUCAAUUUGGAGACAAGCAACCCAACAGUUUCUCCCGCUGUUGUGCUCUGGCUCGUUAUGAGGCCACUAAGAUCUCCGCAGAUGGCUUUGCCAUUAUUAAGGGCCUUAAUACUGCAGGAAACCAUCAGGCGGCAUGGACUCCUGCCCUUACCUGCCUCCACUUGUCAGCUAGUAAGUUUAGCGAAGCACCCACCGCUUUGUCGGGAGGCAUUGCCAGUUUUCUGAGGAGUGUUAGCCCUUCCACACAGACCCUUUUACCCUCUACCCAGCUCUCACCCACCCCAAAGAAAAAACAGGCACUUCAGAAACCAGGGCCCAUCCUCUCCUUCUUCCAAAAAGCUACGGAGAAGCAGAGCGAAGAUAAAGGAACAGAUGAAGAAGAAAAGAAAGACUGUGGGAUGUUUCUCCAUUCUCCCUGCUCUAACUCAGCACUACCCCCUGCUGUGCAGCAAAACACCUCUCACCACACAGCCAGUCCAUCCCCAGUGAAAUCUUCAGAUGAGUCAAAGACUGGGAUCACCUCCUUCUUUGAAAGAAAGAUGCUGGAGAAAAGUUUACAGCUAGCGCAUACUGCCUCCAGCCGUUCUGGACUGACUUUUGGAAAAGACAGUGUAAAUAGUAUGGUCAGCUCUCAUGUUGAAGUUCAAGGUUCUCCACAUGACAAAAGCAUUGCCGUAAAUUAUGCUCAGCCAUCUGGUGCUGAGCUCCCAUCUCCCAAAUCUCCAGAGAGGACAGACUUCUGCAGUUUAUCCAGAGAGGAUCUUCUCCCGUGUGAGCGGUGUGGACAGGAGGUGCCGGUCUGGGAGAUGAUGGAACACAUAGACUAUCACUUUGCUUUAGACCUACAGAACUCUUUCUCCUCUCCACCAUCCUCCACAUCUACCUCUUCUGCCCCCAUUGUCCCUAUGAGGCCUGGAGCCUCUGAAUUAUCUGGAAGAAAGAACCGACUCAAAAAGCAAACAGGACCUCAGGCAAAGAGAACUAAGUCACAAGGUAGUACUGCAACCUUGGACUCUUUCUUCAAGAGGAGUUAACACUGAGUGUAUUUAAUGGUGUGUGCUAUCCACAUGAUCGGUUUUGCACAAUGUGCAGUGCAUACGUUAUUCAUUAAGCAGUCAUGUUACAGCAGAGUUGUGUAUGAGCUAUAAUUGAGAUUCAUGUUUGGGG